GGCGAGCUGGGAACCCACGUGUGUUCUGCGGAGCGUCUCCGGGCCUGGAAGCCGGCCCUGGAAUCUCACUCCCGGCCGAGGGCUUGGCGGCAUGGGUCGCUCCGGCAAGUUGCCCUCCGGUGCCUCGGCCAAGCUGAAACGCUGGAAGAAAGGACACAGCAGCGACAGCAACCCCGCCACCUGCCGCCACCGCCAGGCCGCCCGCAGCCGCUUCUUCAGCCGGCCCGCAGGAAAGAGCGACCUGACCGUCGAUGCUGUGAAGUUGCAUAAUGAGCUGCAAUCAGGGUCCUUGCGACUGGGCAAAAGCGAGGGGCCUGAGAUGGCCAUGGAUGAAGAGGUGGCACCGGCGCUCACCGAGCAGUCCUCGGGCACCUUCCUGAGCGGCCUCUCCGACUGCACAAACGUCACUUUCAGCAAAGUGCAGCGCUUCUGGGAGUCCAACUCUGCUGCCCAUAAGGAGAUCUGUGCUGUUCUGGCUGCCGUCACUGAGGUGAUUCGUUCCCAGGGCGGGAAGGAGACAGAGACUGAGUAUUUCGCUGCCCUGAUGACAACAAUGGAAGCCGUGGAGUCCCCAGAGUCCCUUGCUGCUGUCGCUUACCUGCUCAACCUUGUCCUGAAGCGCGUGCCCAGCCCCGUCCUCAUUAAGAAGUUCUCUGAUACUUCCAAAACCUUCAUGGAUAUCCUGUUAGCCCAGGCCAGCAGCGGCUCCACCUCUGCUGUCCGAUGGGUCCUCUCCUGCUUGGCCACCCUUCUGAGGAAGCAGGACCUAGAGGCCUGGAGCUACCCUGUGACCCUACAGGUGUAUCAUGGGCUACUGAGCUUCACGGUGCAUGCCAAGCCUAAGGUCCGGAAGGCUGCCCAGCAUGGCGUGUGCUCGGUUCUGAAGGGCAGUGAGUUCAUGUUCAGUGAAAAGGCCCCUGCCCACCAUCCUGCGGCUGUUUCCACUGCUAAGUUCUGCAUCCAGGAGAUGGAGAAGUCUGGAGGCUCCAAGGAGGCCACAACCAUGCUGCACAUGCUGACUCUGCUGAAGGACCUGCUGCCCUGCUUCCCCGAAGGCCUGGUGAAGAGCUGCAGUGAGACCCUGCUCAGGGUCAUGACCUUGAGCCAUGUGCUGGUGACCGCCUGUGCCAUGCAGGCCUUUCACAGCCUCUUCCAUGCCAAGCCUGGCCAGGACACCCUGUCAGCAGAGCUCAAUGCCCAGAUCAUCACGGCCUUGUAUGACUACGUGCCCAGCGAGAAUGACUUACAACCCCUGCUGGCCUGGCUUAAAGUCAUGGAGAAAGCCCACAUCAACCUGGUCAGGCUGCAGCGGGACCUGGGACUGGGUCACCUCCCACGCUUUUUUGGAACUGCGACAACCUGCCUACUCUCCCCCCAUUCGCAGGUGGUUACAGCUGCCACCCAAAGCCUCCAGGAGAUUCUGAAAGAAAGUGUGGCUCCCCACAUGACCGACAUCGGCUCUGUGACCUCCUCAACCUCAGGCCCUGCCCAGUAUGUCGCCAAGAUGUUCAGGGCCGUGGAGGAGGGCCUGACCUACAAAUUCCAUGCAGCGUGGAGCUCCGUGCUACAGCUGCUAUAUGUCUUCUUCGAGGCGUGUGGGAGGCAGGCUCAUCCUGUGAUGAAAAAGUGUCUCCAGUCCCUCUGUGACCUGCGCCUCUCCCCCCACUUCCCCCACACAGCAGCUCUGGACCAGGCGGUGGGGGCUGCUGUGGCUAGCAUGGGACCUGAGGUGGUUUUACAGGCUGUGCCUUUGGAGAUCGAUGGCUCUGAAGAGACCCUGGAUUUCCCACGGAGCUGGCUGUUGCCCGUCAUCCGGGACCACGUCCAGGAAACUCGACUUGGUUUCUUCACCACCUACUUCUUACCCCUGGCUACCACCCUGAAGAACAAAGCAAUGAGCCUGGCCCAGGCGGGCAGCACGGUAGAGUCCAAGAUCUACGACACGCUCCAGUGGCAGAUCUGGACCCUCCUGCCUGGGUUCUGCACGAGGCCCACGGAUGUGGCCGCCUCCUUCAAAGGGCUGGCUCGAACACUGGGCACAGCCAUCAGCGAGCGCCCAGACCUGAGGGUCACUGUGUGCCAGGCCCUGCGCACUCUCAUCGUCAAGGGCUGUGAGGCAGAGGCUGACCGUGCUGAAGUGAGCCGCUUUGCCAAGAACUUUCUGCCCAUCCUCUUCAACCUGUAUGGGCAGCCUGUGGCAGCCGGGGACACCCCAGCCCCUUGCCGGGCCGUGCUGGAGACCAUCAAAACUUACCUCACCAUUACUGACACCCAGCUGGUGAAUGGUUUCCUGGAGAAGGCCAGUGAGAAGGUGCUGGACCCGACUGGCUCAGACUCCACCAGACUGUCUGUCCUGGACCUGGUUGUGGCUUUGGCUCCUCAUGCUGACGAGGCCGCCAUCAGCAAGCUGUACUCCACCAUCCGCCCUUACCUAGAGAGCAAGGCUCAUGGGGUACAAAAGAAGGCCUACCGUGUGCUUGAGGAGGUGUGUGCCAGCCCUCAGGGCCCUGGGGCCCGCUUCGUACAGAACAACCUGGAUGACUUGAAGAAGACCCUGCUGGACUCGCUACGGAGCACUUCCUCGCCUGCCAAGAGGCCCCGUUUGAAGUGCCUCGUACAUAUUGUGAAGAAGCUCUCAGCUGAGCACGAGGACUUCAUCGCAGCCCUUGUCCCAGAGGUGAUCCUGUGCACCAAGGAGGUAUCAGUGGGUGCGCGGAAGAAUGCCUUCAGCCUCCUCGUGGAGAUGGGCCAUGCUUUCCUUCGGUUUGGUCCGAACCAGGAAGAGGCUCUGGAGCGCUACCUCGUCCUGAUCUACCCUGGCCUUGUGGGUGCUGUGACCAUGGUCAGCUGUAGCAUCCUGGCUCUGACCCACCUCCUUUUCGAGUUUAAAGGUCUGAUGGGCACCAGCACAGUGGAGCAGCUGCUGCAGAACGUGUGCCUGCUCCUGGCCUCCCGCACCCGUGACGUGGUCAAAUCAGCUCUGGGCUUCAUCAAGGUGGCGGUGGUCAUCAUGGAUGUGACACACCUGGCCAAGCACGUGCAACUGGUGAUGGAGGCCAUUGGGAAGCUUUCUGACGACAUGCGUCGGCACUUCCGCAUGAAGCUCCGGAACCUGUUCACCAAGUUCAUCCGCAAGUUUGGGUUCGAGCUGGUGAAGGGGCUGCUGCCCGAGGAGUACCACAAGGUGCUGGUGAACAUCCGGAAGGCCGAGGCCCGGGCCAAGCGGCACCGCGCCCUGAACCAGGCUGCCAUGGAGGAGGAGGACGAAGAGGAAGAGGAGGAGCCCGCCCAGGGGGGCAGAGGCGACAGCAUCGAGGAGAUUCUGGCCGACUCUGAAGACGAGGACGAGGAGGAGUCGGAAAGGAGCCGGGGCCGGGAGCAGCGGAAGCUGGACCGGCAGAGGAGCCGGGCGUGGCUGAAGGAGGGCGGUGGGGACGAGCCGCUCAACUUCCUGGACCCCAAGGUGGCCCAGCGAGUCCUGGCCACACAGCCGGGGCCGGGCCGCGGCAAAAAGAGGGACCACGGCUUCAAGGUGAGCACUGACGGCCGGCUGAUUAUCCGGGAGGAGGAAGACCAGGACGAGGCCGCCGGGAUGGAGGACGACGACGGCAGUAAAGGGGAGGAUGACGAGAUGGCUGAGCUGAUGGAAGACAUGGGCGUCAAGAGUAAAAAGCACCAGAAACUUAAGCAUCACAAAGUAGCCGACGAUGAAGAACUGGAGAUGCCCCCCCAGUACCAAGCUGGAGGCUCUGGCAUCCACCGCCCUGUGGCCAAGAAGGUUACUCCUGGAGCUGAAUACAAGGCCAAGAAAGCAAGAGGGGACAUGAAGAAGAAAGGUCGGCUUGACCCCUACGCCUACAUCCCGCUCAAUAGGACCAAGCUGAACCGCAGGAAGAAGGUCAAGAUGCAGGGACAGUUCAAAGGCCUGGUGAAAGCCGCCCAGCGGGGUUCCCAGGUGGGACACAAACUCCGCAGAAAGGAUCGUCGGCCCUGAGGCCCCUUUUCAGCUCCCAGCUGCCUUGACACCAGUUUGAUACUCAAGGCUCCAUCAGAACCUGAACUUGGAAUGACUUGUUGGUACCAGGGCUUGGCUCCCAGGAUUCCAGAAGCUUCAAAUGGGAACUGCCCUUUAGAGACAUCUUCAGGUCCUGGGAAUGUGAAUGCAGCCUCUGCGUCUCUGGGAAGGCCAGCAAGGCGGCUGUGCGCUCCACCCGGGGGACUGUGCGCAGUGGUCUUCUGGCUCCAGGGUGGACAGUCUUCCAUGGCCUCCAGCUGCUGGGGCCCCAUGGCACUCAGCCUGCCUGUGACCUGGGUGUGUGAGAUUUGCCGUGAGCAGACUAGAAUAAACAUGCGCUAGCAUACAGUGGCCCAAGAAACACUGUUUUAUCACCCACCCCCUCCAGGGACGAGAAUAGUGUCCGGUCAUUGACACCAUUGACCCCUUCCUGUCCAGUCCUUGCACCCAGUCUGGAACCUAGCAUGGUAGCCCUAAGGCAGGCCUUGGAACUUGCCUACAGAACCCACCUCUGCCAGGAGGGAUCCCCAGCUUCAUUUUACAGUCCCAGUCAAAGGAUGGUGUUUGGGAGGUGAAGUGGGGCAGAGAGCCUCAGGAACUGAGUAGAAAGAAGAGAUGCUGAGAGCUGCAGCCUGGGCUGCCCCUCAACACAACAUCCUCCCCUGAAGCUUUGUGCAUUCAUUCAAGUAUCACCCUGGUUACUCCCUUCCUGCUUCCUAUUCUCCUUUUCCCAAUCAAUUUGUGGUGCAAAGAACUGCCCGCUGUCCAGCUUUGUAGGUCUGGAGCAGAGAAGGGAGUGGUGCCUAUGGACCUCCCGUUCCUUCUAAGGCCACUUGUCCCAUUGGCUUAGGAUACCCCUUGGGUGUGCUUUCCCCGAAGGGUCCAGAAGCAGAGAACGGUAGGGUUAUCCCCAUCUGAGAUAAAAACACGUGCGCAUGCAUGCCUUCAUCGUUCCAUUUUAUUUUAGUGCUCUUGGCUCUGAUAAUGCUCUCAGGAGGCCUGUGAAUCUUCCCACUCAUCCUUUGAUUUGAUCCAUUGCCCCCCCAAAUUAGGACAUUUCCUCCCUAUGUUGUUGCUCUAGGACCCUGAGAAGCACACACUUCACCCAGAGGUGGCGCUGUUUACUUGUCAUGUUUGCAGAAGAGGCAGCUAUUAGAGAUUUGCAAAGGUGGUCUGUGACCCCUGUCAGUACGUUGAUGGACACAAGGUGGAUCAGCUUAAUCCUAAAUCCAUCCUCUGAAAUGUAACCCCAUUACAUUACAUGAAGGAAGCCUCAUGUAAAGUAGCUACAGGUAUGAGCCAAUUGCCCAGUAUUGAUGUCUUUUUGAAAAGUUUGAAGCCAACUUGUUUAUUACAGUGUUUUCUACGGAGCUUCAUUUCUUUUCAAAGGUGGGAGUUGGCAGGUUAUCUUGAAAAGUGGAUGUUGGUGAGCUGCUGAACUCCAUAUUCUUUUGGAAAUAGACGUAAAAUGUACAUGAUCUGAUGCAGAGGCAAGAAUUAAUCUGCCCUAGAAACUUCAGGUGCUUGAAACAUGUUCUGAAAGUCAGCACUGUUUUAUUUCAAGGCUCAUUCCAUUUCAGAGCAACUAGCAAGGUUGAGGAUCGCCACUAAGGUCCAGGUUCACUCCUUUAACUUCAUGUUGCUUUUGGCAAUGUCAGAACCUGAGUCUUUGGGCUUUUUUUUUUUUUUUUUUUUUUCCUGCAGUCCAUUCUCUACUCAUUCACAGGAACAGAAGACAAUGUACCCUCCUGACUGCACCAGAACUAACACCAUUGUGUUGGCCAGGGACAUGGGCACGUCGGGGGUUUACACAAGCCGUCAGCUCUGAUCCUCCAUUGUGACAUUUGGGUUAAACCAACCCUGUGCCUUCUCAGGAAAUGUAGCUUCUCAUGAUUUUGGCAGCAGGCCUGGUGGUGACUGGCCUCACAGGUCAUUCCAGGCAGUGACUGUCUUAUUUGCAAGCCUGCCUCAGUUGCACAUGCUCACUCAUGUUUUCUCGGUAUUGUUUGCAACACAUGAGAAAAUUACU
Molecule: messenger RNA, 6044 nt
Organism: Talpa occidentalis (Iberian mole)
Lineage: Eukaryota; Metazoa; Chordata; Mammalia; Eulipotyphla; Talpidae
Gene: RRP12
Product: ribosomal RNA processing 12 homolog
Exons: 34
Coding region: 92-3994 (1300 amino acids)
Source: RefSeq, a predicted model, not a curated record